AUGGUGCAGAAAUUGGGUUUGAUAUGUGACAAGCACCCAAGGCCAUAUAAACUUCAAUGGCUAAAUGAUACGGGUUCUGUGAGAGUGAACAAGCAAGUGAAGGCUGCCCAUGACAAUUUGACAGGCGAGUCCAGCAUGAUGGGUACACCAACCGGUUUGAGGACAAAUCUUUUUGAGGAGGGAGGGAAUGAUAUGAAUCGAGGGAGCAAGGUGAAGGACCCUUUAGCUCUACUCGUCAGGCCAAUCAGAAGAGCUUGUGCAACUAAGCUACAAGUAGCCUCAAAUGCAUUUGUUCAAGAACAAGUCAUAUUGGAGCUUCAAGAUCAUAACUAUGCAAGGUUUGGGAUUGAACUUGAAGAAGCACCUAAGUUUAUUGUGGUGCUUGAGAUUGUUAAAGCAUCUGUUUUGAACUAUAUUGAUUCUCAUGAACUACGUGAAGAAGGCCUAAAAAUGGUUUUGCAAUGUAAAAUGUAUCCUGAAGAUAAAAACUGUUGGAAGGAAACAGGAGCUGCCAUACCUUGGAGACCUCAGUUAAGUGUCUAUUAUCGAGCCCAUAUCUUGUUUCAAAGGGGUAAUAAACGUAAAUACCCAGAAGAGGUUGAAUUUGUGCAGAUAUUCCAUGAGAAAUAUGGUUCUGAUUGGAAAACUUUGGCUGAGAUACUUGGCAAACAUAGGUUUCAUGUGAAAGAUACAUGGCGUAGAAUAAAACUUAAAAAUAAGAAAGAAGGAAAGUCUGAAGAGGAGUACCAAAAUUUAUUUGAUUUAGUGAAUAAGAAUAUGUGUUUGAAAUCUCUUGAGGAAGUAAGAGAAACCAAACAUGGGAUGUUGCGGGAUAAUAUAUGUUGGACAGCAAUUAGUGACCAGUUAGGUACUAGAACUAAUCCUUCAUGCUGUCUUAAAUGGUACAACAAAUUAACAUCGUCUAUGGUAGCUCAAGGUGAGUGGCUUGACGUGGAUGACUAUAACCUUGUGAUUGCGCUUUAUGAUUUGGAUGCAUGUUGCAUGGAAGAAGUGGACUGGGAUAGUCUUCUGGAACAUAGGACUGGUGAUGUAUGCUGGAAAAGAUGGAACCAAAUGGUCAAGCACAUUGGUGAAUAUGGGAAUGAGUCAUUUACUGACCAGGUUGAAGUACUUAUGAAGCGAUACGGUCUAGAUAUUCUUGAAGCAAGAGAAGCUUAUAACAACAAACCUACAGUUAAUUGAGGUUCUAAAUGAAAUUAGGAACAAGAGGUUGUUAUAAAGCCAUAUAGUUAUUUUGUGGCUUGGUUUAGGUUUGUUUUGAGAUUGAUUGUAGGCUGAUGUUAAGAAUUUUGUGUAGUUAAAAAGUGAAAUUUUAUUGCAUUAGACGUUUUCAACUUCUCUUGAAAUCUCCAUACCCAUUUUGCUUUUUUAUUCGAGUCCAAUAUGAAUAUGGUUUGA
This is a messenger RNA of Jatropha curcas, 1419 nucleotides long. The record is from RefSeq and is a predicted model, not a curated record. Lineage: Eukaryota; Viridiplantae; Streptophyta; Magnoliopsida; Malpighiales; Euphorbiaceae.